GGCUGUAACCUCUAAGCCGUGGUUGUUUGUACAACCCUUAAUAGCUGACAACACAAACUCCCAUCAAGCAAUGGGUUACACGACAGCUGAGUCUGAUGACUGGUAAUAUCAUGUGAGAGGUCACCUUUACCUCCACCAGUUUAAACUUCACGAUGGGAUGGGAGGUGCUGCUGUUUGUGCCUAAUAUUAUAGGUUACGUCAGAAUAGUGUUGGCCAGUGUUGCCAUUAUAUUCUUCCACCAUCCUGUUGCUUGCACCAUCCUUUAUGGAAUUUCAGUACUUUUAGAUGGAAUUGAUGGGUAUGCAGCAAGGAAACUAAACCAGACGUCGAUCUUCGGAGCAUGGUUUGACAUUGUGAUUGACAACUUCAGCCGAGGCCUGCUCUGGUGUUCACUGUACAAGUGGGGCUACCUGGUGGUGUUUGUAGAAUGGAUUACAUUCAUGAGCACACACAGCAGGGGCUCCAACUGGAAGGUGACAGAGGAGCAUUUCCCUACCCUCGUCCAACUGGUCAUGGCUAAUGGCUUCAAGAGCCCCCUGGGAUGCUAUGCAGUCGGGAGCCUGCACAUCCUGCCCAUAUGGAUGUACAUGUAUGAGAUGGGGGUGCUGAGUCUCACACUAGGGGUACCAGAUGUCUUCGUUUACGUGGGCAUCGCAGUCUUCACCAUAGGACGAACUAUCUGCUUAAGUGUAGAGGUGUUCUAUGUGUACCACUACAUCAAACACCUGGUCGACUGCCAUGAGAAGUAGCUGAACAGCUGCAUUUAGAAACUUCAAUCAACAUCCAUAGCAACAAGAAAACGAACUGAAAUGUUGCCAUGCAACAUAAACAGAAGUUACUUUACUCACUCGAUGUAGAAACAAGAAAAUAUUAUGACUGUUUUAUAAUUUGUUGACCUUAUACUUUAGCAGGCACAAGGCAUGAUAUAUAUUUGUUAUUUUACAUCAUGUUUAUAUUGACAUUCCAGAUGUGUUCUGAUGCAAACGUUUAUUUUAUUUGAGAAGUAUAUCCCCAAUGUUAGUGUGAGGUAGACAAGGGCUCAUGUGGUAUAGUUACAGUUAGUUUUUGUGGAACACUUCCUACUAAUGUAUGUAUGGUAAAGUGGUGGAUACCAACCUUUUCUUCCUUAAACACUCCAAGUGGGUAUUCAACUGGCUUGUUCAAGUUCACAUGAAUAGAUGACUAAGUCAAACUAUGAACAAGUAAAGAAUCCAGCAUGGUUUAUCUCUCCACACAUUUCCUAAGAAUAUCAGCAUGGAUUAAAAACUAGCUCGUGUUCAUAUAUACACAAAGUACUUAAUUAAGCACCCCCUGUAUUUUUGCAAAGAUAGGUUUUCAACACCUACACAAAACUUCUCAUGGUGACCACAAUGGAAAAACAGGAGUUUGUUUUCACCCGUAUGAUCCUUCGACUCAUCAAAAAUGACAAAGUGAUUGCAAUCCAUGUUGAUUUUAUGAUGAUAAUUGCUCAUUUUAAAAACAACAACACUGAUUUUCAAAAGCAU
Haliotis rubra (blacklip abalone) is the source of this 1505-nucleotide messenger RNA. RefSeq names its product CDP-diacylglycerol--inositol 3-phosphatidyltransferase 1-like. Gene Ontology annotation, biological process: phospholipid biosynthetic process. Gene Ontology annotation, molecular function: phosphotransferase activity, for other substituted phosphate groups. The transcript is spliced from 7 exons. Bases 153 to 749 code for a protein of 198 amino acids. Gene Ontology annotation, cellular component: membrane. The record is from RefSeq and is a predicted model, not a curated record. NCBI's taxonomy places the organism in Eukaryota, Metazoa, Mollusca, Gastropoda, Lepetellida, Haliotidae.